This is a messenger RNA of Vespula pensylvanica (western yellowjacket), 1302 nucleotides long. RefSeq names its product intraflagellar transport protein 46 homolog (gene IFT46). Bases 99 to 1094 code for a protein of 331 amino acids. Gene Ontology annotation, cellular component: centrosome; intraciliary transport particle B; motile cilium. The record is from RefSeq and is a predicted model, not a curated record. NCBI's taxonomy places the organism in Eukaryota, Metazoa, Arthropoda, Insecta, Hymenoptera, Vespidae. Gene Ontology annotation, biological process: intraciliary transport; cilium assembly. The transcript has 4 exons.
AUAAAACAUGUUGCAGUAUAUUCGUCGUCAAAAUGACGAUGGUCAAGUGACGCGGUCGACCUCGAAGAGACACACCAAAGGGAUGAGAGAGAAUUUACAUGGGUGAAAGUAAACCGGACAGUAGCGAAGAGGAGGACGAAGAAACUCAAGACAUUUCGCCGUUCAGUAAAUUCGACGAAAGUAUCGAAGUUCGUAAUGCAGAAGAAAUUAAAAGCCCUAUUAAUCAUCCAAGACCACCAAGUUCAAGAAGAGGUCGAAGAAAUUUUACGAACGACGGACCUGACAUUUUGGAGGUUACCUCACCGCGCGAAAGGCGCGAAUUUCGAAGGUAUCCUGAUCAAGAAAGAUUUGGUAAAUCAUUAAUGAUCGGUAGCGAUCCAUCAGAUAGCGAAGAAACAGACGACGAUGAUAUCCAAGGAUCAAGUAUAUCCAAACAAAUGGAAAUAUACGAUCCAAAAGAAUUCGAAGAUCUCAAUGUAUCAACCGAAUUAAAGGAACUCUUUCAGAAUAUUUCCAGGUAUACACCACAAAAGAUAGAAUUAAAUUACAAGUUGGUGCCAUUUAUUCCUGACUAUAUACCAGCAGUCGGUGAUAUAGAUGCCUUCAUAAAAAUACCUAGACCAGACGGAGUGGAGGAUAAAAUAGGUCUUGCUGUAUUGGACGAACCUUGUACAGAACAAUCCGACCCAGCUGUAUUACAUUUACAAUUAAGAACUCAUUGUAGAAGUGCUGGUGCACCUAGACAAGCAGUAAUAAAAAGAGUCGAGGAUGCAGAAAAAAAUGUUAAGGCUAUAGAGAAAUGGAUCGAAGAUAUGAAUCAACUUCACAGAAGUAAACAUCCGCCUGCUGUGCAGUUAACUAAAGCAAUGCCUGAUAUCGACACAUUGAUGCAACAAUGGCCGCCGGAUGUUGAGGAUCAACUGAACGAGGCCCCACUUGAUUUCACCAUGCUCGAUUGCGAAUUAUCACGUCUCGUUGACGUUGUCUGCCAUCUACUCGAUAUUCCUUCACAUGAUGGUUACAGACUUGAAAGUCUGCAUACUCUUUUUACACUUUAUUGCGAAAUACGAAACGCAACAUCACAAAAAAUUUAAAACUUUCAAAAGAAAGUUUCAAGCUCAAUCAGAUUCUUCUUUUCUUUAUCUCUUUGUUAAAACAUAUAACUUUGAAGUUACAUACAUACGUAACUCUAUAUUUAAAAUUUUGUUUUAUUUCAUUUUACAUCAUAAAAUACUUUGUUGUAUAUAGUACAUACAUCAUUUAUUACCUGCUAUAUAACUAUAAAGUUACAACAUAUAUAUC